CAAGUUACAGAUAUAGUACUAGCAUGCUGCCAAACUUUGCAGAACCCCACACCAUCCUUUAUUUUCUCUUUACUUCUCACUUCUGUCCCUAACAUUAGGGGCUACCAUACCCAUACCUCACCACCAAUAUUCCCUUCUUUUCUUUCAUUCAACAAAACCACAUCCACAUUCUCAUUCACUUCACUUCACCUGCACACCAUGUUACUGACAAAAUGCUUCAGCAAGAUCUUGUUCAUUUUCUUCAUAAUUCCUUGCUCUAUUAUGUCCCUUCCUAUACCAGAUGCAGCAAUGGUUCAAACUGUCGCAACAAAUUCAUCUUCACAAGGAACUAUCCCUGCUUUCCCUGAACAAGCUGAUAUUGCAAGAUGUCCUUUAUCUCUGUCAGAUGAUCACUUCAACGGAAUCAAAAACGCAUGCAGUAUCAAAUCCAAUAAACAUGGUGGUGAUUCUUAUGAUAAGCUUCAGCAUAGUAGAUGUUGUCCUGUGCUAGCUGCUUGGUUAUAUUCUGCAUAUUCUGCUACUGCUCUUGGAACUGGAAGGGUUUCUUCUGGUUUGGAACAUGGACAUGCUACUGCGUCUUAUGAUAUGCCUUUGUUACCGGAUGACUCUGAAACGUGUGAGAGUGAUUUGGGAAGAGCUUUGAAAGUUAGAGGAAUUGAGCUUUUUCAACCUAAUGAGACUUGUGAUGUGGUUUAUUGUUAUUGUGGUAUUAGGCUUCAUCCUUUAAGUUGUUCUGAAUCGUUUAAGGUUACUCAUAGUGGAAAUCUUGUUGGAGAUGAAAAUGUGAAGAGAUUGGAGAGAAAUUGUUUGAGUAGUAGCAAUGAUGUUAAUGGAUUUCCUGGUCUAGGAGGUUGCUCUAAGUGCUUGCAUAGCCUCUAUUUGCUUAGAAAGAAGACUUCAAAUUCAAGCAAAACAGGAGACAGAACAACAAAGAUCCAUAACAAAGAUUGUGAACUAAUGGGAUUAACAUGGCUUUUAGCUAAAAAUAGAACAGCUUAUAUUCACACGGUUUCUUUGGUUCUUCGCGCCUUGAUGUUGAGUCCUGAUGGAUCUGAUCCACAAUCAUGCACUCUUAAUAGCGAUGGAAUGCCUCUUGCUGUUGAUUCAUCUGAAAUGUAUGAUCAAUCUUCAUCAACUAAUCUCAAAUCAUCAAUCUUUCUUUCUUUGUUGGUUCUAUGUUUUGUACUAGUUAUGCAUUUCAUUCAAUUAUCCACCUAAGUUGAGAACAAAAAGAUUGAUCUCUAUCUUGGCAUUUUGUAAAUUUGAAUAUUAGCUUUUGUGUCAAGCUUCUAGGAGUGUAAUUCUUAUUAGUUAUUAAUUUAAUUGAGUGGAGAUGUUUUUUAAGCAUUAAUGAGAAGUAUUUAUUGGUUUUGUCA
Messenger RNA from Lathyrus oleraceus (garden pea), 1376 nucleotides. RefSeq lists its product as uncharacterized. The record is from RefSeq and is a predicted model, not a curated record. The transcript has 2 exons. The coding region runs from base 199 to 1218 and encodes 339 amino acids. Lineage: Eukaryota; Viridiplantae; Streptophyta; Magnoliopsida; Fabales; Fabaceae.